AUGGAUGCCUUCUCUAGUGUUUUAAUGGAGCCAUCGGGAAGCGGUGUCUGUCAAUGGGAGGUGAGCGAUAAGGCCAAACUGUGCCGCUUCCUGUGCUAUGGCUCGGAGGGAGACGUAUACACUGCCAGAGAGGGGCGCGUCAGCAUGGAACACGCCGGAGCCCUGGUCUCCAUGCUGCAGGAGGGCCGAGGCGCUGAGGUGGUGGAGGAGAUCAAAAGGUUCUCUCAGCAGGGGCGAGCCGUCACACUCGACCCGUCCUUGUUCGCCCUGGCUUUGUGCUCCCAGCAAUCAGAGCUGAAGACCAGGCAGGUGGCUUUCAAAGCCCUGAAGGAGGGCUGUCGGGACCCCGCACACCUGUUUUCUUUCAUCCAGCAGAAGAAGGAAUUGAGAGAGGGUAUGAAGUGUGGUAUUUGGGGACGCGCCCUGAGGAAAGCAGUGUCUGACUGGUACAAUGAGCAAGAUGCCAUGAGUCUGGCAGCAGCUGUGACCAAAUGUAAACAGAGAGAGGGAUGGACACACCAGGACCUGCUCAGGCUCUCACACACUAAACCAGCUGAGUUUAAACAGAACCACGUGACCACAGCAAAUAAUCAUCCAGCUCCUAUUGCAAUAUCUAUAAAUAAGUCACAAGCUAUUGCCUUGAUCAGCAAAUAUGUAACAAAAGGAUGGAAAGAAGUGCAGCUGGCUUACUCUGACAAAGAGAAAUCAGAAGAGGUUGGCACGGUGCUUUCCUACCUGGAAAUGGUAGAGAAGGUCAAGCACAGUUGUGAUGAAGCAGAGAUCAUUAAUUUAAUAGAAAAACACAAACUGGAGGGGGGGGGACAUGGAGAAGGGUCUAGCUCACAUUUAAAAACAACAGAGUUGAACAAAGUAUGGAGAGCGUUGUUGAAGGAUAUGCCUCUCCAAUCAGUGCUGAAGAUUUUGGGUAAGAUGACUUCAAACAAAGUUCUCGAACCAGGAAGUUCCGACACCCAAGCUCUAUGUGACAGAUUCCAGAGUCAGACCGCACUAACGAAGGCAAAGAUCCACCCUUUCCACAUACUCUUGUCUUCUGAAAACUACAAAAGAGACCAAGGCUAUCAGGUUAAAACCAAAUGGGAACCAGACAGCAGCAUCCUCAAAGCUAUGGACUCUGCCUUUUACAAGAGUUUUAUGAAUGUGGAGCCUGUGUCUAAACGCUUCGUUGUGGCCGUAGACCUGAGCACAUCCCUGAGCAGCGUUGUCCCGGGGACGUCUAUCAGCACUGCUGUCACCGCAGCAGCUAUUGCCAUGGUUUUUGCGAGGACAGAGGCAGACACACAUGUGCUGGCCUACUCUGAAGGCGUUCCUGUUCCCUGCUCCAUCUCUGCUGAUAUGACUCUCGCACAAGCAACAUUUGAACUGGUUAAGAUCCCAGGGGGGAGCACGGACUGCACCCUGCCCAUCUCCUGGGCCACAGAGAGCAGGAAAGGUGCAGACGUGUUCAUCAUCCUGACCAACAACCCUGUGUGGACGUUCACUGCCAGCCCAGUGCCAUCUCUGAAGAAGCACAGACACCAAUCAGGAGCCAAUUCCAAGCUGGUGAUGUGUGGGCUGACCUCCAUCGGACACGCCAUCGCAGACACAGAGGACAGAGUUUGGUUCAGGCAUCCUGCGAGGCCACAUGAUGUUGAUAACCGGGGUCCUGGCAAACACACUACAUCAAGACAAGUGAAGAUGGCGGAUGUGUUGAGUGUUCUCCGUCAGUAUAACAUCCAGAAAAAAGUAAUCGUCGCUAAAGGAGAUGAAGUUAUUUUCGGGGAGUUCUCCUGGCCGAAAAAUGUCAAGACCAACUACAUAAUCUGGGGUACUGGUAAAGAGGGCCAGCCCAAAGAGUACUAUACUUUGGACUCUAUCUUGUUUUUGCUCAACAAUGUGCAUCUCCCGCAUCCCUCCUAUGUCCGAAGAGCUGCAACCGAGAACAUCCCUGUUGUCAGACGACCUGAUCGAAAAGGCUUGCUGUCAUAUCUCAAUGGAGAGAGUUCUACAUCGACAAGUAUUGACAGAAGUGCGCCUAUAGAAAUAGGUUUGCAAAGGCCUACGCAAGUCAAACGAGCAGCUGAUGAGGUAUCUUCGGAAACCAAAAAACCAAGGAUUGAGGAUGAAGAGCGAGUGCGUCUGGAUAAGGAGCGCCUGGCCGCCCGUCUGGAGGGCCACAAAGAGGGCAUCGUGCAGACUGACCAGAUCAGAUCACUGUCUGAGGCCAUGUCUGUGGAGAAAAUCGCCGCCAUCAAAGCCAAGAUCAUGGCCAAGAAACGUUCCACCAUCAAAACAGAUCUGGACGAUGACAUCACCCUGAAGCAGAGGAGCUUCGUGGACGCAGAAGUGGAUGUGACCAGAGACAUUGUCAGCAGAGAGAGGGUGUGGAGGACCAGGACCACCAUCCUGCAGAGCACCGGGAAGAACUUCUCCAAGAACAUCUUCGCCAUCCUUCAGUCGGUGAAAGCCAGAGAAGAAGGGCGCGCCCCCGAGCAGAGGCCCGCACCAAACACUACUCAAGUGGACCCGUCCCUAAGGAACAAGCAACCUGUCCCUGCCGCCUACAACAGAUACGAUCAGGAGCGAUUCAAAGGAAAAGAGGAAACGGAGGGUUUCAAAAUUGAUACCAUGGGCACCUACCACGGCAUGACCCUGAAGUCAGUGACGGAAGGAGCAUCCGCCCGAAAGGCCCAGACUCCAGCGCUUCAGCCGGUCCCGCGUCCAGUUUCACAAGCCAGACCUCCACCGAAUCAAAAGAAAGGGUCCCGGACCCCCAUUGUCAUCAUCCCUGCCGCCACCACCUCACUCAUCACAAUGCUCAAUGCUAAGGAGCUCCUGCAGGAUCUGAAGUUUGUCACGCCGGAAGAGAAGAAGAAGCAGGGCAUCCAGCGUGAUAAUGAGGUUCUGCUGCAGAGACGCAAAGACCAGAUCCAGCCGGGGGGGGCGACUGUGAGCGUCACCGUGCCGUACCGAAUCAUCGACCAGCCGCUCAAACUGGCUCCACAGGACUGGGAUCGAGUGGUGGCCGUGUUUGUGCAGGGUCCUGCCUGGCAGUUCAAAGGCUGGCCGUGGCUGCUGCCUGAUGGAUCUCCUGUUGACAUUUUUGCCAAAAUUCGAGCCUUUCAUCUGAAGUACGACGAGGCGAAGAUCGACCCCAACGUGCAGAAGUGGGAUGUGUCCGUCCUGGAGCUGAGCCGCCACCGGCGCCAUCUGGACCGACCCGUGUUCCUGCACUUCUGGGAAACCGUCGACAGAUACCUGGUCAAACACAAAGCUCACCUCCGGUUCUGAGCCCAGAUCACUGCGUCCAUCCCCGGAAAAAAUACUAUGACCCCCUCCAACCCUCCUCGGUCCAACUUGUAUCCCCAUUAUCCAUUUUGAUUCUCAUCUCGUGGACUUCCUCCUUUACUUCCUCGAGGACUACUUUUCUCUGGACACCUGCGGGGAGAUUUAGGGAAUUUUCUGUUUUUGGUUGUAAUUAUUUCCUAAUAUUUUCAUGUAGAAAAAUACCAAAAUAUGUUUUAUAUGAAAAAAAUACUGUGGAAAUGAUUAAGAUGCGAUAUCUAGCAACAUAAUGGGGUCGGAGGGAGAGGUUUCAUUUUGUCAACAGUAAAGAGAACUGUUAAGGUCAAAAUGACUCUUGGUAAAAACAAAGCAGUUUGAGGAAAGUGACUUCCUUUACACUUUUUCCUUUUGGGUUUCUUUGGUCUGAAUGUACAUAUAUGAUAUGAUGAUUGCUGUCAGAUCACAGCUCUGAGCGGAGAGAAGGUUGCCAGUGAUUUGUUAAUACGACUGUUAUCACGUCAGUCUGUUCCUAGCUCAGUUUUUGACUGAUCAGCAUUUCUCUGGGUCAUGCAAUGGCCUUGUUAAAGUCUUCGUUUUCUUCUUUGUUGGUGUUGUGCUAGAAGAGAAAUAUGAUGGAAAGUAUUGCUUUAAGUCGUCACAUGAAAAUAGACAAUAAAGCCUCAGAAAAACAAAA
Gymnodraco acuticeps is the source of this 3976-nucleotide messenger RNA. RefSeq lists its product as uncharacterized. Gene Ontology annotation, molecular function: RNA binding. The record is from RefSeq and is a predicted model, not a curated record. Gene Ontology annotation, cellular component: ribonucleoprotein complex. Lineage: Eukaryota; Metazoa; Chordata; Actinopteri; Perciformes; Bathydraconidae.